AUCCAGUUCCGUCGCGGAGAGCAAACUGAUUAUGCAACAUUAUGACGACACAAAAAUUGAAACAAAGGCAAAAUUAACGCGUUUGAAAAUUCGACAGUACCAAAAUUUAACGAAUAGCCAGUGUACCAUAUCAUAUUAUUGACUGUUUCAUUUCAUAAAUUCAUAGAAUUACAAAAAAAAAACUACAAGAAACAUUAAGGGAACUUUAAUAAUCACGGAGAGUUGAUUGAGACGGCAUAUUUUUUUCCUAGUCCUUUUUCAUUGGGAAAGUACAUCUAGUUCAUCUUGUAAUCACAGAAAUAAUAGGUAUUUGAGAAAAGAAGCGAAAAUACUUUUUAAAGCGAAAUUGAAAGCGAAUUAAGAUAUUUUAAAUGAAACCAAUUGGUUGAGCACUACAUGACGUUUUGCCUUAUAAAAGCGGUUAUAUUUCCAAGAUGGCGGAUUGUUAUGACGAAAACGAUGAAGCGAUUUCUUCACUUCUACCGACUAUCAACCAAAGAUUAGGACACCUCAAGCCAUCUCGAGAACUUCUUGAGUUCUAUAGGAAGAAGAUAGCCGAGUAUGAUGGAGAAUAUGAAGAAGUUUCAAGAAAGUUAGAACAGUAUAAAUGCACCUAUGAAGAACAGCACAAGAUGCAGUGGGAGAUGCGCCAACGGGAGGAUGAAAUCAAAGAGCUGCAGAAGGCGCUAAGCGAUAUGCAGGUGUAUCUCUUUCAAGAAAGGGAGCACGUUCUAAGAUUGUACGCGGAAAAUGAUCGCCUGAAAAUACGCGAGGUCGAGGACAGGAAGAAAAUACAACAUUUGCUCACAUUGUCACAUCCGCCUGGAGGAGAGAUUACGUAUUUUAGGAAGAAGACGUCUGAGAGACCCGUCGUCGUGAAACAUGCUAAACACUCAAAAUCAAAAGACAGAAAUUUGCUCGAAGGCAGGGGACCCGGGGGACAUAAAAAAGGUAUAGAGCAAACGAAACAAAAGUUGUUGGAGACAGGAAACGCCACUGAACAAGAGAGAGACCAACAAACGUUAUUAUUACAAAUUGAGUCGCUUCAAGCGCAGCUUGAGGAACAAACGAAACUUUCUCGCGAAGAAAUUGACGCGUUGCAAGAAGACAGGCGCGUACGAAAUGAAGAGUAUAGCGCUUCGACGGAACGAGAUCAAGACAAAGUCAAGAGUUUAACAGAAAAACUUCACAAGACUCAGGAUCUUCUGUACCAAAGCACGAAAGACUUCCUCGAGCUUAAAUAUGAAUUGAGGGAACGCGAGAGACAAUGGAUGAUGGAUAGGGAUAGAUUAGUACAGGAAAUCGAACAUUUUCGUAAGCAGGUCGAUGUUUCUGGUAGCAGCGUACUGGAGGCAACAGGGAUGUCUGUUGAACCUCAGGUCGCACAACUUCAAACGAUCCAUUCGCUAAAGGAGCAAGUGCAACAAUCUCAAAAACUCGCCGAUAUGUACAGAGAACAAUGCAUAGGCCUUGAAGACGAGCUAGGUAGAGUGAAGGAGGAAACGGACGUUGGACGAGAGCUUUUCAAGGAGAGAAACGAUAAAGUUAGCAGACGGUUAGCGUUAAUGAAUCAAAGAUAUGCAGCGUUGGAGAAGCGAAGAGCGCUGGAGGUUGAAGGAUUCAAGAAUGAUAUCAAAAUAUUGAGAAAUAAACUGAAAAAUGUCGAAAAACAUUUGUUCAAGGUGACCGUUGAUGUGCCGGUGGAUGGCGAUAUCGAUCAAGAAGUAUUACGUAAUGUUCAUGCAACGACGGCGAGAUCAAAGUAUCUCGUGGGAGAACUACAUCAACUUAAAGCGAAAAUUUACUCUUUGGAAAACGACCUAAGACAUUGUGGAUAAAGUACAUCACGCAUUGUUCUUCAAACAACGACCUAAACUAUUGUGUAUAAAGUUCUUCAAACAACGACCAACAAAUUUUGCAGUAUUCUAACGAAAUAAAUCAUUUAACAAUUGAAUAA
Molecule: messenger RNA, 1957 nt
Organism: Xenia sp. Carnegie-2017
Lineage: Eukaryota; Metazoa; Cnidaria; Anthozoa; Malacalcyonacea; Xeniidae
Product: coiled-coil domain-containing protein 77-like
Exons: 5
Coding region: 435-1838 (467 amino acids)
Cellular component (GO): centrosome
Source: RefSeq, a predicted model, not a curated record